AACACAUACAUGAUACACAUCAGCUAUACCAAAAUGCAUUAUUCUUCUCUUUCUCACUUUCACUAGUUAAGCUAGAAAAAUAUGAAAUUUUUCUUAAAAGUGUCAAAAAUACGAAAUUUCAUUUAGUUAUAGGUUUUGAUUAGUGUGUGUGUGUUAGUUUGUAGUAAGAAUUAAUUAAUGGCGGAUGGAAGUGACAUAUACAGGGCAGUUCAUAGCAUAAGAUUAGGGAGUCUAAGACAAGGUAGCACUACAAGAGCACCAAGUUUAAGAUCCGGAAGUAGCUCCGUAUGGCGCAAUUCGGGUGCCGAAAUGUUUUCAAAGUCUCUUCAUGAAGAAGAUGACGAAGAGGCACUUAAAUGGGCUUCUCUCGAGAAGCUGCCAACUUUCGAUCGUUUGAGAAAAGGUUUGCUUUUUGGGUCAACUGGGCCGUCAAGUGAAGUUGAUGUUGACAAUCUUGGCCCAGAUGAUAGAAGGCAUUUACUUGAUAGACUUGUGAAAGUCGCUGAUGAAGAUAACGAAAGGUUCUUGUUGAAGCUCAGGGAUCGAAUUGAUAGGGUUGGAAUUGAUAUGCCAACAAUCGAAGUCAAGUUCGAGCAUCUAACUGUGGAGGCAGAUAUCAAUACAGGAAGUCGGGCGUUACCUAGUUUUAUUAACUUUCACCUCGAGUUCUUAGAGUGGGUACUAAGCUUAACUAAUCUGCUUCCGAAUAAGAAAAAACAUAUUACUAUCCUUGAUGAUGCUAGUGGUGUCAUCAAGCCUAGCAGAAUGACAUUACUUUUGGGUCCUCCAAGUUCGGGAAAGACAACACUUUUGAUGGCCUUGGCUGGCACACUUGCAAAAGAGCUUAAGAGUUCGGGUAAAGUAACAUAUAAUGGGCAUGAGUUACAUGAGUUUGUACCUGAAAGAACUGCUGCUUAUAUCAGCCAGAAUGAUCUCCAUAUUGGAGAAAUGACUGUAAGAGAAACAUUGGCUUUCUCUGCAAGAUGUCAAGGCGUUGGAUCACGUUACGAUAUGCUGGUAGAACUAGCUAGAAGAGAAAAAGAAGCAAAUAUUAAGCCUGAUCCUGACAUUGAUAUUUUCAUGAAGGCUGCUUCAACCAAAGGUCAAGAAGCUAGCGUAGUCACAGAUUAUACUCUCAAGCUAUUGGGGUUAGAUAUAUGUGCCGAUACCAUGGUAGGGGAUCAAAUGUUAAGGGGUAUCUCUGGUGGACAAAAGAAGCGUGUGACAACUGGUGAAAUGAUUGUCGGACCAUCAAAGGUUCUUCUUAUGGACGAGAUAUCAACAGGGUUGGACAGUUCUACAACUUUCCAGAUUGUUAAUUCACUUAAACAAAUUCUUCACAUUCUUGAGAGUACUGCCAUCAUUUCACUCCUUCAGCCUGCACCCGAGACAUAUAAUUUGUUUGAUGACAUCAUACUCUUGACUGAUGGCAAAAUUGUAUAUCAAGGCCCACGUGAACACGUCCUUGAGUUUUUUGAGUCAAUGGGAUUUAAAUGCCCUGCAAGGAAAGGCGUUGCUGAUUUCUUACAAGAAGUGACUUCAAAAAAAGAUCAGGAGCAAUACUGGAUGAGAAGAGACGCACCAUACAGAUUUGUGACAUCCAAAGAAUUUGCAGAUGCGUACCAAUCAUUCCAUGUUGGACGGAAAAUACAAAGUGAAAUUGCUGUUCCAUAUGACAAAAGUAAAAGCCACCCUGCUGCACUUACUACCGAAAAAUAUGGUUUAAAUAAGAAAGAGGUCUUGAAAGCUUGUAUCGAUAGAGAAUUAUUGCUCAUGAAAAGAAACUCAUUUGUCUAUCUGUUCAAAUCAUUCCAACUAUUUGUGAUGGCAUUUGUCUCUUUUACUGUGUUUUUCCGAACUGAGAUGGAAAGAAGCAUAGAAAAAGGAGGGCUGUAUGCGGGAGCUUUAUUUUUCGGUGUGGUUAUGAUCAUGUUUAACGGGCUGUCUGAGAUUCCAAUGACCAUUGCAAAGCUUCCUGUAUUCUACAAGCAACGGAACUUCCUUUUCUUUCCAGCGUGGGCUUAUGCUAUUCCCUCAUGGGUAACGAAGAUUCCCAUCUCGUUAAUUGAAGCUGGGGGUUGGACGUGUUUAACUUACUACAUCAUAGGAUUCGAUCCUAACGUCUUCAGAUUCUUGAAGCAGCUUUUGAUGCUUUUUCUUGUUAACCAGAUGUCUUCUGGAUUGUUUCGGUUCAUUGCAGCAUUGGGUAGGAACAUGAUUGUUGCAAACACGUUUGGUGCAUUUGCACUUCUCUUGAUAUUUGUAUUGGGUGGUUUCGUCCUUUCACGAGAUGAUAUUAAGAGUUGGUGGAUAUGGGGAUACUGGACAUCCCCCAUGAUGUAUGCAAUGAAUGGUAUAUACGUGAACGAGUUCCUUGGGCAUAGUUGGAGAAUGCAAGUGAACGGGACAACAUUAGGGAAGGCGAUUACCGUAUCCAGAGGGUUCUUUGCAGAUGCUUACUGGUAUUGGCUUGCAGUCGGGGCUAUGGUCGGAUUUAUCUUCAGCUUCAAUUUCAGUUUCGCUGUGGCCCUUGACUAUCUUGAUGCUUUUGAUAAAGCUCAAGCUAGUAUAUCAGCAGAGGACGAAGGUAAUGAGAGCAUUGAAAUGUCAUCUAUGAAUAAGGAAUCCGGAGAUGCAGGAGGUGAAAACAAGAAGAAAGGAAUGAUUCUUCCAUUCGAACCACAUUCAAUUACCUUUGAUGAUAUUAAAUACUCUGUUGAUAUGCCACAGGAAAUGAAAGAUCAAGGAAUGGGCGACGACCGACUGCUGUUGCUUAAGGGCGUUAGUGGAGCUUUCAGGCCCGGUGUUCUCACAGCUCUAAUGGGGGUGAGUGGUGCUGGAAAAACUACUCUGAUGGACGUGCUAGCAGGUCGGAAAACCGGUGGGUAUAUUGAUGGCGAGAUUAAAAUUUCCGGGUAUCCAAAGAAACAGGAAACAUUUUCUCGGAUUUCUGGAUAUUGCGAGCAAAACGAUAUCCAUUCUCCUUAUGUUACUCUCUACGAGUCAUUGCUUUACUCGGCUUGGCUCAGGUUGCCAUCGGAUGUUAAUGAGACCCAGAGAAAGUUGUUUGUUGAGGAGGUUAUGAACCUAGUUGAACUGAGCCCAUUAAGGGAUGCAUUAGUUGGAUUACCUGGUGUCAACGGUCUAUCAACAGAACAGCGUAAAAGGUUAACCAUAGCAGUUGAACUCGUUGCCAACCCAUCUAUAAUAUUUAUGGAUGAGCCAACCUCAGGGCUAGAUGCUAGAGCGGCUGCCAUUGUGAUGAGAGCUGUUAGAAACACAGUGGACACUGGAAGAACAGUUGUUUGCACAAUCCAUCAACCCAGCAUCGACAUUUUUGAAGCUUUUGAUGAGCUAUUUUUAAUGAAAAGAGGAGGAGAAGAACUGUAUGUUGGACCCAUAGGUCGCAAUUCUUGUGAACUAAUCGAAUACUUUGAGGCUAUCCAAGGUGUAAGUAAGAUUACAGACGGAUAUAACCCUGCAACCUGGAUGCUGGAAGUUAGUACUCCAGCACAAGAAAUGUCUACUGGAGUUGAUUUCACUGCCAUCUAUAAGAGUUCCGAACUUUUAAAGAGAAACAAAGCCUUAAUUGCUGAACUAAGUGUACCACGGCCUGGCUCACAAGAUUUGUUCUACCCAACUCAAUACUCGCAGCAGUUUCUUGUCCAAUGCAUAGCAUGUUUGUGGAAACAACGGUGUUCAUACUGGAGAAAUACGUCAUACACUGCUGUACGUUUUGUUUUCACCACCUUCAUCGGGAUCAUGUUCGGCACCAUGUUUUGGGAUCUUGGCAGUAAAAAGACAAGCACACUAGAUCUUUCAAAUGCGAUGGGUUCCAUGUAUGCAGCUGUUCUGUUCAUUGGAGUUCAAAACGCAUCAAUAGUGCAACCAGUCGUAGAUGUCGAACGAACAGUCUUUUAUAGAGAAAGAGCGGCUGGGAUGUAUUCUGCUUUGUCGUAUGCUUUUGCUCAAAUUCUGGUGGAGGUACCAUAUGUGCUGGUGCAAACAGGAGUAUACAGUGUGAUAGUGUAUGCCAUGAUUGGAUUUGAAUGGACUGUUUCUAAAUUCCUUUGGAAUAUCUUCUUCCAAUUUUGUUGUUUCCUAUACAUGACUUACUAUGGUAUGAUGACGGUCGCCAUGACCCCCAAUGUCAACAUCUCUAUGAUCAUUGCUGCUUCAUUUUACGGGAUGUUCAAUCUCUUUUCUGGAUUCAUCAUUCCACGACCCAGCAUUCCAGUCUGGUGGAAAUGGUACUACUGGGCAAAUCCAAUUGCAUGGACCAUUUACGGCAUGGUUGUUUCACAGUUCGGGGACUACAAUGACGUACUUGCAAACGGUGAAACUGUUAAGGAAUACCUGGACCGAUUUUAUGGUUUCAAACAUAGUUUUCUUGGCCCUAUUGCUGGUGUGCACGUUGGAUUGAUUUUCUUCUUUGCUACCAUAUUUGCUUUUGGAAUUCGCACCUUCAAUUUCCAGAAGAGAUAAUUGGUUUUUUUGUUUGUUUGUUUUGGUAGUUACAAACUUACAAACUAUAUCAAUCUGUGUAACUGCUUAUAUCAAUUAAAUGUGUAAUUUGUAUUCAAUAAAAAGCUUAAAUAUUUAUGUUCCCAA
This is a messenger RNA of Erigeron canadensis, 4611 nucleotides long. RefSeq names its product pleiotropic drug resistance protein 1-like. Gene Ontology annotation, cellular component: membrane. Gene Ontology annotation, molecular function: ATP hydrolysis activity; ATP binding; ABC-type transporter activity. The transcript is spliced from 20 exons. Bases 178 to 4485 code for a protein of 1435 amino acids. The record is from RefSeq and is a predicted model, not a curated record. NCBI's taxonomy places the organism in Eukaryota, Viridiplantae, Streptophyta, Magnoliopsida, Asterales, Asteraceae.